AUGGGCAUGGCUGAAGGAAAAAAGUUCACCUCAAAAGCUACCUACUCGCAUUCGAACGAACUAAAUGAUGCCUUCGCAAUCCUCCGCCGAAAAAUCCCGCAUAUGCCUUCCGACAAAAUGAGCAAAAUCCAUACGUUGAAGAUCGCUGUGGACUAUAUUAAAUUUUUGGCGGAGUUGAACGAUGAUGGGAUGAAUGUUGACCUAGAAGGAGAUGGUGAAAAAUUCCUUCAGAAUGCCUUCGGAAAUUGGAGAAGCCAGCACUAUCCGACAUUCAGCCAUGUUGGGCCUGUCGUUCCAGGGGGAGGGCCAAUGGCGCUGCAUUUCCACUAUUCAAGUUAUAUGCAUGUUCGGAACCCUUCCUCAACGGGUGGUUCUGAUUCGUAUUCACCAGAUGGGCAGCCAUUGACGGAUCCCGGCAUGACGACGAAUUUUUUGACAGAUACGGCAAACUCGUUGAACUACCUCCAUCAAUUCUGGCAACCC
This is a messenger RNA of Mesorhabditis spiculigera, 483 nucleotides long. Lineage: Eukaryota; Metazoa; Nematoda; Chromadorea; Rhabditida; Rhabditidae. The record is from the annotation of a GenBank genome assembly.